Messenger RNA from Cinclus cinclus, 2889 nucleotides. RefSeq names its product cannabinoid receptor 2 (gene CNR2). Lineage: Eukaryota; Metazoa; Chordata; Aves; Passeriformes; Cinclidae. Gene Ontology annotation, cellular component: membrane. Gene Ontology annotation, molecular function: cannabinoid receptor activity. The transcript is spliced from 3 exons. Bases 1264 to 2313 code for a protein of 349 amino acids. The record is from RefSeq and is a predicted model, not a curated record. Gene Ontology annotation, biological process: cannabinoid signaling pathway.
CCUCCGACAGGUUCCUGCAGAGCCAGGGAACCCCCUUUACCCGGCCGGGGACCAGGAGGAAGCGCCGAGUUCCCAGUUCUGCCUCUUUCUCAAGCUUUCCCCGAUCGCUGCCCGGGUUUCCCUGGAGAGGGCAGCCGAGCACCGCUGACCUCCGGCGGCUGCUGCGAAACCCCUGAGCCUCCAAACGGUGCCAAAGGGGAAGGAGGCAAAGCAAGAUUUGGAGAGGACGGGGUGGAACCGCUCGUGCUUCCACCGAAUGAGGGAACUGAGAUCCCAGCAGGAGGGAAAGUUGAGUUCGCAGGCUCCCCACUACAGCUUGUGUGGUCUAUAUCCACCACAAUGCGGCCAAUUCCUUUGGGAUUUGGGCGAACUUUCCCCAGUGCCGCGGUGAUAUUGUCCCUGUGUCACCCGGCAGCUGUCCCUGCUUUCCAGCGGCACCAGCACAACCCAGCCCCGGGCAGCUGCUGGGGGGGAAGUGGCUCCUGGAGGAAGGAUGGAUGAGAACAGGUACAGCAGCGACCACAGCCUCUGCAGCCCCUAGUCCUUCCUGACCACAGGUACGGUGUAAUUGAAGACCUUAAGCCAUUUCCCUUCCACUUGCAGAGAGAAAAUCACCUUGUUCCUCUGGCAUGAGCUGAUUCUGUCCAGAGAAAUCCGGGAACACAGGUGAGGUUUGUGCUGCAGGCACAGACAGCAGAUUUCUGAGCUUGCCCUUAGACCUGCAUACAAUCGGGUACAUCCAGAUUUUUUAACAUCUGCUUCCUAGUUUUCUUCCUCCCCAUACUCUUCCAUGUUCCCAGAGAAAUCGGGAGGAGAACCUGAAUGCCUCGUGCCUCAAACUCUGCAGUUACAUGGAGAAAUGAGAGGGACUGGAAGGAUUAUUUCAGCGAGCUGGAGGGUUUGGGUGAUUGUAGAUAUGGCACGAGCAGGCAGCAGAACACAACACCCAGAGGAGAAGUGGGGAAGGAAAAGAAAACCCAACACACAUUCUCCAAAAGAAUGUGACAGAGAGCAGGGAAGCAGAGGAAGGAUUCAUACUGAUGGAUUUCCAACCCAGGAGAAUAAAUCAGAAUGGUUCAACGAACCCAGAUGAAACCAGAAGUGCCGUGAGAAGAGAGGGAAGCAGACACUGCCCACAGCUGCAGUGACUGCCCUGAGAGCUGGAGGGAUGGGAACCCCCAGAGCAUCUGCAGGGAGAGCAUCCGAAGAAGUGCAGAAGGAAGCAGAAGGCUCUCUGUGAGGUCCCAGCUCCAGAUAACCAUCAUGGAUACUUGCAGGGUACCUGCAAAUGCCUCCAAGUGCAGUGGGAACACCAUGGAGUGCUUCAUGGUGCUCAGCACACAGGCACAGAAGAUUAGCAUUGGCAUUCUGUGUGGCCUCUUUGGGACAAUGUGUGUUUUUGAGAACUCCUUGGUGCUUUACUUGAUUUUAUCUUCCCCUGGGAUCAGGAAAAAGCCUUCCUACCUCUUCAUCGGCAGCCUGGCCCUGGCUGACAUCCUGGCCAGCAUCAUCUUUGUCUGCAGCUUUGUGAACUUCCACGUGUUCAACAAGUCUGGUUUCUCCAAGGAGGUGUUCCUGCUGCAGCUGGGAGGGGUGAACACAUCCUUCUCUGCUUCCCUCAGCAGCCUGCUGCUCACAGCCCUGGACCGCUACAUCUCCAUCAGCCGACCCUCGGAAUACAAGCUCCUGAUGACCAGGAAAAGAGCCUGGACAGCCCUGGCCGUGCUCUGGGUGACCUGUGCCACCAUUGCUUGCCUGCCCCUGUUGGGCUGGAACUGCUGCGUGCUGGAUUCUGUCUGCUCCGAGCUGUUCCCCUUUGUGGAUGACAAUUACCAGUCAGGCUGGGUCUGCUUUGUCAUGGUCCUGCUGGGCUGCAUCAUCUACGCCUACGCCCACGUGCUCUGGAGGGCUCGCCAGCACGUGGCCUACAUGGAGAAGCACCAGGCACAGGUAGGGAAGCAAAACACCCACAUGAGGAUGGAUGUGAUGCUGGCCAAAACCCUGGUCAUGGUGCUGGCUGUCCUCAUGAUCUGCUGGUCCCCCGUGCUCGUGCUCAUGAUCUACAGCAUCUUCGCCAGGCUGAGCGACCACCUGCGCAAGGUGUUCGCUUUCUGCAGCACUCUCUGCCUGCUCAACUCCAUGGUCAACCCCAUCAUUUACGCCCUGAGGAGCAAGGAGCUGUUCUCCUCCCUGAGGAGGGUGUUCUCCAACUUCAGGAGGCAGCUGAAGGUCACUGAGGAGAGCCCAGAAGCAGAGAGCACCCACAAGUCCUCCAUGAUAGAGACUGUGUGUGAGGACACACACGCAAUGUAGGGAGGCACCUGGGGGAGAUCCACACCCUCAGCUGGAAGGAAGUCUGGAUCACUUUUCUCUUCUGAUGCAAUUUGAGGGAUCAGCUCUGAUAUAGAGACAGCUCCUGCUGGUGUCACCCUUCAAUGCUGGGACAUAAAGUGCACAGACUUUGCUCUCAGGCAUGGGUUGGGAUUGUUGGGGUGUCCUGUGCAGGGCCAGGAGUUGGGCUGGAUGAUCCUUGAGGUGUCCCUUCCAGCUCAGGAUAUUCCAUGAUUCUGUGAUAAUCUCCCACCAAGGGAGGUUCAGGUUGGACAUCAGCAGGAAUUUCUUCAUGGAAAAGGUGGUCAGGCUUUGGAAGGCGCUGCCCAGGGAGGAUUGGAAUCCCCAUUCCUGCUGGUAUCACCUGGAUGUGGCACUCGGUGCUCUGGGCUGGUGACAAAGUGGGGACUGGGCACAGCCUGGACUUGAUGGUCUGGGCUUUUCCAACCUCAGUGGAACAUUCUCACUGUGGCUUAAGGACUUGGCCAGAGCUGGGACAGACUGGACCUUGCAGGCAGCACAUUUCUUCCAGCAGGUUUCAGGAGAACUGACCUAACC